Messenger RNA from Dermatophagoides pteronyssinus (European house dust mite), 2139 nucleotides. Its product is annotated as CAP-Gly domain-containing linker protein 4-like. The record is from RefSeq and is a predicted model, not a curated record. Gene Ontology annotation, molecular function: protein binding. Lineage: Eukaryota; Metazoa; Arthropoda; Arachnida; Sarcoptiformes; Pyroglyphidae.
AAAGAAAAAAAUUUGUUUUUAACCAUUCCAUUUUUUGAUUUUUUUUUAAAUUUCAUUCCAAAUGAAUUUUAUUGCCGAUAAAAAUGGCAAUACAAUAUCAUCAACGAAAAUUGUUCAUCCAAUCGAUGAUGCACCAUAUUGUGAAAAUUGUUGGCAAGGUGAUGAAUUUUUCAAUUUAAAUUGUCAACAAUGUUUUGAUAGAUUUCAGGAUGAAAAAACUACCAUAUCACAAUUGAUGGCCAUUGCUCGACAAUGGCAUCCAGAUAUUCAAACCAAUAUGGAUUUGUUAAUCAAUCGAAUGCUGGAAAAAGGAGCACAUGCUGAUGAUCGUGAUGAAUUGACCGAUAUGACAUUAUUGCAUUUUGCAUGCAAAUCAGGCGCCAUUGGCAUUGGUGAUGAGGACAAAAGUCUAAAUCUGGUUGUUGCAUUGAUCGAAAAAUAUCAGGCAAAUCCAAAUUUGAUUUGCAAAUGGAAUGAUAUGAGUGCUUUACACAUUGCUACCUAUUUUGAUGUUGCACCGGUUGUUGGUUAUCUGGUAACAGUGGUCAAACCAUCGAUUAUCGAUUAUCCAAGUCGAUAUUCAGAUUCACAAACACCAUUGCAUAUAGCUGCAACAAAUCUUUGUUUGCGAUCUGCUCGUAUUCUGCUAUCGUCAGGUGCAAAUAUCUUGCUCAAAGAUGAUCGAAUGCGUACUCCAUUAGAUUGUGUUCCCACCGAAUCGGAUCCAAGUUUUUCCUGGUUCGAAAUGCAACAACCAGAUAUUUCAUUGGAAUUAAGAUCCAUUCUGGAAGAGGCAACUUUAAUCAUUUCAGGUGAAUCUAAUUCAACCGAUGCUGAAUGUAUGAAAACCGCUAAAGUUGUUCUAUCGGCUUUGGGAUUAGAAAUCGGUGAUAGAAUCAUUGUUGGUAAUGCUAAAAUUGGUACUCUUCGUUAUUGUGGACCAACACAAUUUGCUACGGGAAUCUGGACAGGUAUUGAAUUGGAUGAACCUAUCGGUAAAAAUGAUGGCAGUAUUGAUGGUGUACGAUAUUUUGUUUGUCCACCACAAUACGGUAUUUUUGCACCGAUUAAUCGCAUAUCAAAAUUGGAUACCGAUGAUUGUGAUCUGAUGAUGAUGAUGAAUCAUAGUUUUGAUUCGAAACAACAUGGCAAACAAUCAAAUGGUCAACAUCAUUAUAGUCUGAGUUAUAAUCCAUUGAAUGUACAUUCAAAAAUUGAUACAGGACUUAAUACAAUUUCUCGUCAUAGUGAUGUUAAUCUAUUAUCUUCUUCACGAUCAUCGAUCAAUUCGGAAGAUGUAUUUAUCGGUAGUAAAGUUUAUCUUACUGAUAAAAAAACCGGCAUUGUUCGAUUUAUGGGACCAACAAAAUUUGCACCCGGCAUUUGGUAUGGUAUCGAAUUAACUCGACCAAUUGGUAAAAAUGAUGGCUCAGUACAAGGUGUUCGUUAUUUUACUUGCAAACAACGUUUUGGUAUUUUUGUUUCAUUCGCACGAAUUGCCAGAGUAAUGUCAAGUUCGAAUAGUAAAAAUUCUCCAUCACAUAUUUGUUCACCACAUGAUAUAUCCGAAUCAGAAGAUUCGGAUAUUAGUCCUAAUUUUAGUGGUACCUCAUCACUUGAUCUACUUCAAUUUACUCAGCUAAAAAAUACUGAAAAUAAAUUAUUAUCCAAUGAUAAGAUACGAAAAUCAACAAUUAGACGUUCAAUGAGUUUAUGUCGAAACAUUUCCAAUACAACAACAACAACAAGACAUUCGAUUAAUAAAGAAGAUAGAAAUAAACUGCUUGAUCCACAACAACAACAACAACAAGAUUCAUGGCUUCGAAUCGGUGUCAAUGUUCUUGUCAACAGUAUGGUUGGAUCGAUUCGUUAUAUUGGAUCGGUUCAUUUUGCCGAAGGUAUUUUUCUUGGUAUCGAAUUACGAACACCUAAUGGCAAAAAUGAUGGUUCGAUUGAUGGAAAACGUUAUUUUACUUGCAAGACCAAUCAUGGCUUAUUUGCCCCACCAAAAAAAGUUACUAUUCGCGGUAUAAAUGCCGCAAAAUUAUUACCCGAAUCUAAUUAGACUUAUAAUAUAUAUUACUGCUCAUUGUAUUUGUUCACUGUGAUAAUUUUAUUUAUCAUAUCAAAAAAGAAAAA